Molecule: messenger RNA, 849 nt
Organism: Penicillium alfredii
Lineage: Eukaryota; Fungi; Ascomycota; Eurotiomycetes; Eurotiales; Aspergillaceae
Product: ketopantoate reductase family protein
Exons: 2
Coding region: 1-849 (282 amino acids)
Cellular component (GO): cytoplasm
Molecular function (GO): oxidoreductase activity
Source: RefSeq, a predicted model, not a curated record
AUGUCCGGCAAAUCCAGGGUCCUUUUGGUUGGAUGCGGCGGUGUCGGAACCGUCGCAGCCCUCAACCUCGAACGCGGAGGUCGAGCCGAGGUGUCGGGAGUGUUGAGAUCGAACUAUAACCUGGUAAAAGAGACCGGGUACACGAUUCACUCUUGUGACCACGGCGAAUUGAAAGGGUGGCGACCAACCGAGGAAUCAUCAGACCGCCCCUUCGACUAUAUCGUGUGCUGCACAAAGAACAUCCCAGAUACCAGCCCAACACUGCCAGAGAUCAUCUCGCCAGCAGUGUCUGCAGGGCACACGACAAUCGUGCUCAUGCAGAACGGGCUGCAUAUAGAACGGCCAUUCAUCGAAAGAUUCCCAGAGAAUAUUAUCCUAUCAGGCGUCAGCCGCGUCGACGCACACGAAGUCAGCAAAGGCGUGAUAGAGCAGAAACAGCGCGAUCUGCUACACAUCGGAGCCUUUCAGCACCCGUCUCUCAGCAGAGAUACGCUGGAGAAGAAAGCAAAACAGUUUAUUGCUAUUUACAGCGCCAGCGGGAAAACAACGUGUCUCUACAAGCCCGAGGUUGAGUAUGAGCGCUGGACGAAGCUUGUUUACAAUGCAAGCUUUAACCCGGUCUGUGCGCUCACUGGACUGAACACGGGCGAGCUCCAAUUGAACGAGAAUACUAAUACUCAUACUCUGGCUGGACUUGUUAUCCCGGCCAUGAAGGAAGUGGUGGAGAUUGCGCGGGCUGCGGGGCAUAUACUCCCCGAGGAUAUUGUGGAUGAUGCUAUUCGCAGUAAUCCUGUUGAGCAGAUGAUUACCCCGAGUAUGCAGGUGGACGUUCAAAAGGUUGGUUCUUGA